Molecule: messenger RNA, 1165 nt
Organism: Octopus bimaculoides (California two-spot octopus)
Lineage: Eukaryota; Metazoa; Mollusca; Cephalopoda; Octopoda; Octopodidae
Product: cytosolic carboxypeptidase 6-like
Biological process (GO): proteolysis
Molecular function (GO): zinc ion binding; metallocarboxypeptidase activity
Source: RefSeq, a predicted model, not a curated record
CUAUGGCGGACAGGCGUGAUUCAGGUAGUGAUUCUGAUAUCAGUGAGGAGACAUUGGUUGGCAAUGUUAAUAAGUUGACUGUUGUGCCACAGGGAUAUUUUGGCAAACCAAAACAAGGUCAUUUGACAUUUGAUGCUUGCUUUGAAAGUGGAAAUCUUGGACGUGUUGAUUACAUAACGGAGUACGAAUAUGAUCUGUUUAUCCGACCUGACACUUGCAAUCCUCGCUUCCGAGUCUGGUUCAAUUUCACAGUGGAAAAUGUUUGUGUUGAUCAGAGAGUCAUAUUCAACAUUGUGAAUUUCAGCAAAACAAAAUCCUUGUACCGUGAAGGGAUGUCACCCCUUGUUCGAUCUAACAGUAGACCUAAGUGGGUUCGUAUUCCAGCAAAGAAUGUCUACUAUUACCGUUGUCCUGACCAUAGGAAGAAUUAUGUGAUGUCUUUUUUGUUUUGUUUUGACAAAGAAGAUGACGUUUAUCAGUUCUCCUAUUGCUUUCCUUACACUUAUACCAAACUUCAGAAUUACUUGGAUUCAGUUGAGAAGAAACAUCCUCACCUUUUCACUAGAGAGCUGCUCUGUCUUACUGUGCAAGAAAGACGUUUGGAUCUUGUAACCAUCACACAUCCAGCUAACUUUAAAAAUCCUCAGAAACAAAGGAUGGUAUUUAUUACUGCUCGUGUCCACCCUGGAGAAACACCAUCAUCAUUUGUUUGUCAAGGACUUAUUGAUUUCCUUGUAAGCAAUCAUAGUAUUGCAAAGUGUUUAAGGCAGCAUAUAAUUUUCAAAAUUGUACCAAUGCUGAACCCCGAUGGCGUCUAUGUUGGUAAUUACAGGUGUUCAUUGAUGGGCUAUGAUUUGAAUAGACAUUGGCUGGAACCUAACCCCUGGGCCCAUCCAACACUCUACGCAACCAAAAAUGUCCUGAUGGAAGCAGACAACAGUGAGGUAAGUCAAUUUGUAUUGUUUAAUUAUAUCGUAGCUGUUAUGCAAAAGUGUCGUAAGUCCAAAACAUUGCUUUUUCAGAAAACGAAAACAUAGUUUUACCAUUCCAUAGCAAAACUGUUGUACUACACUUUGACAAGUUUUGAUAUCUUGGCAUCUGAAGCAGUUGGAGAUCUGAUAGCUUGACCAAAAAAACCAGCUACUACAAACAAAACUAAAUAUUG